Mustela erminea (ermine) is the source of this 1075-nucleotide messenger RNA. RefSeq lists its product as uncharacterized. Lineage: Eukaryota; Metazoa; Chordata; Mammalia; Carnivora; Mustelidae. The transcript has 4 exons. The record is from RefSeq and is a predicted model, not a curated record. The coding region runs from base 1 to 777 and encodes 258 amino acids.
AUGGAGAGGGCACCCCGGAGUCCCUGCCACGCCCCUGCUUGGGCUGUUUGUGGCGACCCUCUCCUGGGCGACCCUCUCCUGGGCGACCCUCUCCUGGACGACCCUCUCCUGGGCGACCCUCUCCUGGACGACCCUCUCCUGGACGACCCUCUCCUGGGCGACCCUCUCCUGGGCGACCCUCUCCUGGGCGACCCUCUCCUGGGCGACCCUCUCCUGCUCAUCACUCAAGUGGUGGAUGUUCAUUAUCAGCCCGAAAGCGGGCCCCACGAACUCACCAGGUCAGCGCUGGACGGGACGGUGCUGGUUACCAAACCCAACCCUCCAGCCCUGCCGGUGUUCUCCUUUGUGUGCGGACAAACAGCCGAGCGCGGGAGGUCGGGGCCGGGGUCACGCGGCUCCGGGCUGCAGCUGCUGCCGUGGGGCGGGGGUCCCGGGCGGGCCCCCCGGGCGUCGCGGCCGGCGGCGGCAUCAGCAUUCCGGAGGCGCGGGCGGCCGCUGUCCUCGCACGACCCCGGCCCGUCCAGAGCGCGCCCCGCUCCGACCCUCGGGGCGCCCGCGCGCGGGGAGCGCGGGCCGGGCGCCGGAGCAAGGCACAGCUGCCUGUGUCCAGGAUCACCCGGUCAGGCCAUGUCGUCCCGUGAGCUUCUCACCAUGACGCAAGCUUUUGCCCACAUCCACCUCGCCCCCUGCUCCACGAGCUGCCCACAGCCGAAGCUCUCCCCGCUCACCUCUAGGGCCCUCGCCUUGGCCCAGAGCAGGUAUCAAAAGACAACGUGACAUGGCCCAGAGGAGCCUGGGGAGACAAGAGGACCACGGUCAGUGCGUUCUCCAGCUCGGAUGCUUCCGGUGGGAGUCUUCGGUGGGAAGACUGUGGACACAUCGACUUCAAGUCUGGAGUCGAGUUGAUAAUGGAUCAAUGUCAGCUUCUUGGUACUGGCACACGUCCCACGGUGACCUGGGGGAAACUGGCUGAGGGGCGUAUGGGAACUCUGAAAUUACUCUAAAACUAAACAUUAUUGGGGCGUCUAGGUGACUUAGCCGGUUGAGCUCCCAACUCUUGUUUUCGGCUCAGAUC